CUGGACCUCCCCCUCCCUUCUUGGGUGAAUCGGCACAACGCUGUAUGGCGAGGAUGGCAUCGGAAGGCGACGAGUACGAGGAAGAGGAGGAAAAGUGGUCACAAUGGUUUUGUGGGCUGCCCGGGAACGAGUACUUCUGUGAGAUCAACCCGGCUUACAUUGAGGACUCGUUCAACUUGUACGGCUUGCGAGCGUUGGUGAGCAACUACCAAGACGCAUUGAACAUAAUCCUCGACCUCACAGACAUCCCGUAUGACGAUGAUGUCCCGUCGUGUGCGGCCGAACUGUAUGGACUUAUCCACGCCCGAUACAUCAUCACAAGUCACGGCCUCGACGCCAUGCACAAGAAGUUCCAAGACGGCGACUUUGGAUUUUGCCCGCGAGCGCUGUGCGAUGGUCAACCUGUUGUUCCUGCUGGCAUGUACGACGAGCCGAAGAAGGCCGAGAUGAAGGUGUAUUGCCCCAAAUGCAGAGACUUGUACACGCCGUCCGUGGACUUUGAGAGCGCUACGAUUGACGGCGCGUACUUUGGGUCAACGUUUCCACACUUGUUCUUUUUGACGUACAGAAACCUCGAACCGGCGCCGUCGACGCAUUUGUACGUGCCGCGCGUGUUCGGGUACAAGAUUCACAGAAAGGGCCCAAACCGACAGCGGCUGGCGACAACGGCCACUAAAGUGCUAGAGAACGGGGAACAGGUCGAGGAUAAUGACCCCCUCUGUUAGCGGCCAGGGGGCGACAAACCCGACGACGCCGUGGACGCCGCCCAGAACUAUAGUGACCAAGCCUCGCGCAGUAAGAAGCGAGUGAAGCAUGAAACAUAAUGGAGGACUGGUCUGAUUCAUCCUGUCUCUCCGUCCAACGCCUCGGGCGCCGCCUCGAAAGACACCUUCGCUUCUGCCUGCACUCCGCCUCCUGUCCACGUUUAUUCAGAACGGCGGAAAAUGCAUGGAAUCCGUCGCUUGGACUUCAUGCAGUUGGAAAUUAGCCAUAAAUAUAUUGAAUCCAUACACAAUUUCUUGCAGCAAGUAUAUGUGUGCUGUCUUGGACGGUUCAUUGUCUCCAUCGCAGUUGUGUGCCUUCAGCUAGCCCAGCACCUGCUUUGGAUCUGUUCAUGGCAGCAUUUCACGGCAAAGCAAG
Messenger RNA from Aphanomyces invadans, 1140 nucleotides. RefSeq lists its product as hypothetical. Gene Ontology annotation, cellular component: protein kinase CK2 complex; cytoplasm. Bases 45 to 725 code for a protein of 226 amino acids. Lineage: Eukaryota; Oomycota; Saprolegniomycetes; Saprolegniales; Verrucalvaceae. Gene Ontology annotation, molecular function: protein kinase regulator activity. The transcript is spliced from 4 exons. The record is from RefSeq and is a predicted model, not a curated record.